GGUUUGGCCAUUAAACCCACUUUUUCACAACCAAUUCUCUGAUCCAAACAUGGCUACUGCCGCCCACCGGAUCAUUCCAAUACUCAUCAUUCUCUCAGCAAUAUUCCGGCACGGCGGUGGGGCUCGGGAGCCAUUUGCUUGCGACCCAAAAGACGCGGCGUUGAGUAGGUAUCCCUUCUGCAGGGUGGCGUUACCGAUUCCGGAGAGGGUAAAGGAUUUGAUAGGACGGCUGACAUUGCAAGAGAAGGUACGGCUUCUGGUGAACAAUGCGGCAGCGGUGCCUCGGCUUGGGAUUAAAGGGUACGAGUGGUGGUCGGAGGCCCUUCACGGCGUCUCAAAUGUCGGCCCUGGUACUGAGUUCGGCGGUGAUUUUCCCGGCGCCACCAGUUUCCCUCAGGUCAUUACCACCGUUGCUUCUUUCAAUGUGUCCCUUUGGGAAGCUAUUGGACGGGUUGUGUCAGAUGAAGCAAGGGCGAUGUAUAACGGUGGUGCAGCUGGAUUGACAUACUGGAGUCCAAACGUAAACAUAUUUCGAGAUCCACGAUGGGGUCGAGGUCAAGAAACUCCCGGGGAAGAUCCAGUGGUCGCCGGUGAGUAUGCUGCUAGGUAUAUCAAAGGCCUCCAAGGCAACGAUGGUGACCGCCUCAAGGUCGCCGCUUGCUGCAAACACUUUACAGCGUACGAUCUCGACAACUGGAAUGGUACGGAUCGCUUUCAUUUCAAUGCCAAGGUGACAAGACAAGAUAUGGUGGACACAUUUGAAGUGCCUUUUAGGAAAUGUGUGAAAGAAGGAAAAGUGGCAAGUGUGAUGUGCUCUUAUAAUCAAGUUAAUGGUGUUCCCACUUGCGCUGAUCCUAAUUUGCUUAAGGGAACUAUACGCAACCAAUGGGGACUCAAUGGCUACAUUGUGUCGGACUGCGACUCUGUUGGAGUAUUCUAUGACAACCAACACUACACAUCCACGGCGGAGGAGGCGGCGGCUGAUGCCAUUAAAGCUGGCCUAGACUUAGAUUGUGGACCAUUUCUAGCAGUCCACACAGAAGACGCUGUGAAAAAAGGAUUAUUAACUCAAACUCACAUCAACAAUGCUCUUGCCAACACAAUCACCGUUCAAAUGAGACUCGGGAUGUUCGACGGAGCGCCGUCGUCUCAUGCGUACGGUAAAUUGGGCCCUAAAAACGUUUGUUCUCCGUCCCAUCAACAGCUCGCACUUGAUGCUGCCCGUCAAGGCAUUGUUUUGCUAAAGAAUCGCCUCCCCGGUCUGCCGUUAUCCGCCGAUCACCAUCGUACUGUUGCUGUUAUUGGGCCAAACUCCGAUGUCAAUGUCACCAUGAUUGGCAACUAUGCUGGUGUAGCCUGUGGUUAUGUAACACCGCUGGAAGGAAUCAAGAGGUACACGACGGUGGUCCACCGGAAAGGCUGCGAUAACGUGGCAUGUGCAACAGACUAUUCCUUUACCGACGCCUUGGCCGCCGCCAGCACCGCGGAUGCGACGGUUCUGGUGAUGGGGCUAGACCAGUCGGUAGAGGCAGAGACGAAAGACAGAGACGGACUUUUACUACCGGGACGGCAACAAGAACUUGUUUUAAAAGUUGCUGCCGCUUCUCGAGGGCCAACGGUGGUGAUUUUAAUGUCUGGUGGACCCAUUGAUGUGUCUUUUGCUGAUAAUGAUCCUCGAAUUUCUGCCAUUUUGUGGGUUGGGUACCCUGGCCAAGCCGGUGGAGCCGCCAUUGCUGAUGUUCUGUUUGGAACAACCAACCCAGGUGGAAAGUUGCCAAUGACAUGGUACCCACAAUCUUACCUCUCCAACCUACCAAUGACAAACAUGGCAAUGAGAUCAACUUCAUCAUACCCCGGACGAACCUAUCGUUUCUAUGCUGGUCCGGUGGUAUAUGAAUUUGGUCAUGGUUUGAGUUACACUAACUUCAUCCACACAAUUGUCAAAGCCCCUACCAUUGUCUCCAUUUCACUUUCUGGUCAUCGUCAGACUCAUUCUGCUUCUACAUUGUCUAGCAAGGCCAUUCGAGUCACUCAUGCUAAAUGUCAAAAGCUCUCUCUCGUUAUACACGUUGACGUGGAAAACAAAGGAGACAGAGACGGCUUCCACACCAUGCUCGUAUUUUCCACCCCACCUGCUAAUGGCGCUACGUGGGUACCCCGCAAGCAAUUAGUGGCAUUUGAGAAGUUGCAUCUUGCUUCCAGGGAAAAACGACGCUUGCAAGUUCACGUUCAUGUUUGUAAGUAUUUGAGCGUUGUGGAUAAGUUAGGGGUGAGGAGAAUUCCACUAGGAGAUCACUAUAUUCAUAUUGGCAAUGUCAAGCAUACAGUAUCGCUUCAAGCUGCGACAUUGGGAAUAAUCAAGACGUAGAGAAUGAGAAAUCAUAUCGAGAGAGUAAAACAAAGUGGUGAAUGAUUCUAUACCAAAAAAAGAAUUUGGUGAGCAAUUUUUUUUCCUCAAACAGAAUACAUAGGGAGGAUGUAUUGUUAUGAAUAUUAGAAAAGGAUGAUGGUAAUAAAUUGAUAAUGGGGUUUGAGAGAGGUCUAAAUUUAGGACUAAAGUAAAGAUUACUUUACUUUUACCAAUGCCAAAGGGCAUUUUGGGUGGGAGAAGUUGAAAUAAACUUUUUUCUUGUCCUUUCUUCAUCAAAAGGUGUAAUCCAAUCCAUGGAUUUAAAUAUCUAUAAAAUUAUAUUACAUUAUCCAUA
Cucumis sativus (cucumber) is the source of this 2705-nucleotide messenger RNA. RefSeq names its product probable beta-D-xylosidase 2. Lineage: Eukaryota; Viridiplantae; Streptophyta; Magnoliopsida; Cucurbitales; Cucurbitaceae. Gene Ontology annotation, biological process: arabinan catabolic process; xylan catabolic process. Bases 50 to 2368 code for a protein of 772 amino acids. Gene Ontology annotation, cellular component: plant-type cell wall. The transcript is spliced from 6 exons. The record is from RefSeq and is a predicted model, not a curated record. Gene Ontology annotation, molecular function: xylan 1,4-beta-xylosidase activity; alpha-L-arabinofuranosidase activity.